CCAACAAUCCUAACCUGCACAACCUGCACCACCCAACUCGGCCUCCCCGACCCCAUCGCCAACGGCUACCGACUCUUCAAAACCAGUCUGUCCGCCAACACCACCUCAUCCUCCGAAGACAACAACCCCCCAGAGGAGACCUGGGAAUCCCACCCCCCGGAAACAAUCCUCACCGCACAACUCCUCGAACUCAUUGAACGUGAAAGCUACCGCAGAUUCGUCAUCCACUGUGGAGCUAAAGAUGGACUACUCAUAUGGCCCUUCAACCCCUCCCUCCGCUACUCCACGACCAGCGCAUCCCACAGCACCGCUGCACAACUCGCAAUGAAGGUCUUUUACCAGCAUGUUGAUAAUGUCGAGGAGAUCUUGCAUCCGGAGGUGGGGAAAGGAAACCAGUCGUUGGCGAUUGAGGAGUUACUGAUUCAUCCACCACCGUCAUCAACAAUGCCACCAACAACAUCCCAAUCCCAAUCACACCACCCUCCCCGCUCAUUCUCCACCAGCUCCGACGAAAACAACACCGUUACAUGGGAACACCUCGAACAUGUCCCUCCUCCAUCUCAUUCAACUAAUCCUACAACUACUACUCCCGCUACUACUCACAACAAAAAUAACCUGUCUACUGCAGACAAUCAUCCCGAAAGGAUUCUCGAUCCUGAAACGCAUCCCGAGUCAGAGGCGUUUCAUAUGGACGAUGUGAUGGGUGCGGGUGAGGGAACGGGGACGGGGACGGGGACUUGUAUGGCACCGGCUAUUAGGAUUCAUCCGCCUGGGGAUGCUGUAUCUGCGUCUACCAAAUCUGCUGCUUUCUCUGGGUAG
Aspergillus niger is the source of this 819-nucleotide messenger RNA. RefSeq lists its product as hypothetical. The transcript has 3 exons. Gene Ontology annotation, cellular component: cytosol; nucleus; ubiquitin ligase complex. Gene Ontology annotation, molecular function: ubiquitin protein ligase activity; cyclin binding; ubiquitin conjugating enzyme binding. The record is from RefSeq and is a predicted model, not a curated record. NCBI's taxonomy places the organism in Eukaryota, Fungi, Ascomycota, Eurotiomycetes, Eurotiales, Aspergillaceae. The annotation marks the transcript as partial. Gene Ontology annotation, biological process: proteasome-mediated ubiquitin-dependent protein catabolic process; protein monoubiquitination; protein autoubiquitination.